AUAAUAAAAGGUAUAUAUCUAAGUAAUCAUCUUUUAUUUACUUUUUAUCAUAAAACUACCAUUGAUGUGGUCUUCCACUUAAAUAGAUAUAAAAAUACUUUCCCCACAUGCAGCAAUAAUUGAAGUGCUCAUCCCAAUUUAUCAGAAGACAAUAAAAUUUAAUACCAUUUUAGUCAUUCAGAGAGUAUAUUGCUGCAGUGAUCAGUUGCUUCUUCCCAACUAUUGAAAGCUUUCAGGUCAUAAUCGCAAAGGCAAAACGUGAAUAUAGCAGAUAUGGCUCAUGCAAGUGUGGCGUCUCUAAUGAGAACAAUAGAAUCGCUCUUGACAUACAAUUCGCCGAUGCAAUCUCUGAUCUGUGAUCACAGAGAAGAAUUUUGCGCUCUUCGUGAAAAAGUUAGGUCCCUGGAAGUAUUUAUCGAGAGCUUUGAGAAAAUCAAUGUUUUUGGGCAAAUGACGGAUUUUGAAGUAGAGGUAAAUGAAGUUGCAAAUUCUGUUGAAUACGUAAUUCUACUUGAGCUAACAGAAACUAUAAUGGAAAAAAAUAAAAGCACCAUAGGAAUCACUGGCUCAAGAUUUUUCAAAAGAAUCUCGAAUAUAUGGACAUGCCGAAAUUUUCGUAAAUGCCUUCAACAAUUAGCAAAGGACAUUGAUCGUGUCUGGAAAGUGUCAGCUAAGAUUCAAGAUAAAGGCAAACAAGCGUCAAAGGAAUCAACGGUUCAAGAGUUUCCAAUUUCAGCAAAAGAUAUUCUGAAUGUUGAGAACAUUAUGGUUGGACGUGAUGAUCAAAGGAAAUGGUUGGUAGAAGAUCUUACUAGAAGCUACUCUAGUAAACCCAAAGUCAUCCCGAUUGUCGGGAUGGGAGGCAUAGGUAAAACAACCUUAGCGAACGAAGUUUACAAUGAUGCGUGCAUUCAUUCUCAUUUUGAUGUUUGUGCCUGGGCUACUGUUUCUCAACAACAAAAUGUAAAGGAAAUUUUGUUGAGCCUUUUGCGUUCUACUAAGAGUGACACAUUUGACAUGAACGAUGAAGCAAAGCUGGCAGACAGGCUACAAAAGAGUUUAAAGGGUAAGAGAUAUUUAAUUGUAUUGGAUGACAUAUGGAAAACUGAAGCAUGGGAUGCCGUGAGACUCUGUUUUCCAAGUGAAAACAAAGGGAGUGGUAUAUUAUUGACGACCCGUAAUACUGAAGUAGCUCGAGAUGCUGGUACAGAGAAUCUUUCUUUGCAGAUGGAUUUAAUGGGUCCGGAUGAGAGUUGGAACCUUUUUAAAAGUGUUGCAUUUGCAAAUGAAGCAUUACCAUCUGAGUUCGAGACUAUUGGGAAGCAAAUUGCGGAGAAAUGUCACGGAUUACCACUAACUAUUGCCGUGGUUGCUGGGCUUCUCAGGUCUAAAAGGGCAAUAGAAGACUGGGAAAAUGUUGCUAAAGAUGUCAAGUCAUUUGUCACAAAUGAUGCUGAUGAACGAUGUUCACGUGUGCUUAGGUUGAGUUACAAUCACUUGCCUAGCGAUCUAAAGACUUGUCUUCUGCAUUUCGGAAUUUUUCCAGAAGACAAUGAGAUACCAGCGAAAAAUUUGAUGAGGAUGUGGAUGGCUGAGGGGUUCCUAAAGUUGGAAAAUGAUUUGGAAGGAGGGGCUGAGAAGUGUUUGCAAGAGCUUGUCGAUAGAUGUUUAGUCCUCGUCUGCAAGAAAAGUCUAGAUGGAACAAAAAUUAGAUCAUGUAAGGUUCAUGAUCUAAUAUAUGAUCUGUGCGUGAGAGAAAUUCAAAGGGAGAACAUUUUUAUCAUGAACGACAUUGUGCUUCAGUACUCAUAUCCCACUAUGCCAAAAAUGCUGCCCUUUAAAAGCGUGACUGUUGAUAAAAUUGAUAAUUGUCACUAUGGUCUUUAUAAGGGUCUUCUUACCAAUGUACAUCGUCAGUUGAGAGAUCAUGACAACAACGAUCUUUUGAAACGAACCCGUUCUAUUUUCUCUUUUCAUACUAAGGAUUCAUAUUUAUCUCAUGUUCUUAAACCAGAGCUAAAUCAUUUCAAAUUACUCAGAGUCUUGGACUUGAAUGACGUGAGGAUUGGUUUUUUCCCUGUGCAGAUACUAAGCCUCAUCUGGUUGAGGUACCUAUCAUUGCACUGCCGUGCGAAUUUAGACAUACCUUCAGAAAUUUGUAGGUUAUGGAAUCUGCAGACAUUCAUUGUUCAAGGGAAAAAUGCAUUUGAUGCAUGGUUCGUAUCAGAUUUCAUAACUUGUCCAGUGCAAAUUUGGGGACUAAUGCAAUUAAGGCAUCUCAAACUGCCCGAAUUGUAUCUGCCAAAUCCCCCAAGUGUAUCUGGUGGCAAAGGGAGUCACAUGGUUUUUUCAAACAUACAAACUAUUUCUUACUUGUCUCCGCGUUGUUGCACGGAGGAGGUUAUUAUGGGGAUUCAGAAUGUCAAAGAAUUAGGAAUCAGUGGAAAUGUGGCUGGCUCUAAUGGGCUUCUCGACAAUCUUGUCCAUCUGCAACAACUUGAAACAUUGAGUUUUAUAUUUUGCUCUGACCUUUACCCCGCAAGUGCAAAAUUUUUGCCAGCAACGGUCAAGAAGCUGAAGUUAAAAGGUACUCAUCUAAGUUGGUCAUACUUGGACAUCAUAGCUGAGAUGCCUAACCUUGAGGUGCUGAAGCUGAUGGAUUAUGCUUGUCGUGGAGAAGAAUAGCAUCCAAAUGUUAAGGGAUUUACUCGAUUGAAGCUUUUGCUAAUUGAAUUGAAUGAUCUCAAGUACUGGAAAGCCACAAAUAAGAAUUUUCCUGUCCUUGAGCGCCUUGUGAUUAAAGAAUGCUGUUAUUUGAAAGAGAUACCCAUUGAGUUUGCAGAAAUCCACUCACUACAGCUGAUUGAGUUAACAAGUUGUCCUCCUGGACUUGGGGAAUCGGCUGCACAAAUUCAACAAGAACAAGAAGAUCUCGGAAACAACCCCGUGAACGUUUGUAUUUCAUUAAGAAGGCCUUUCCUAAGUACGGUGAAUUCUUGGAGCAGCUUAUUGCAACAAGACAAGGAGAGGACGAGCAACAAGAGCAUUCGAUCGGUUUCUAUUUAAUUUGAUUCGAUAAAAUUAUGUUGUUAAUUCUUAUUGUGCUGUACUUUUCCUCAUGGAACAAUUUAUAUUGUGGGAACUGGAUGAUGAUUUAUUUUGCUUGGUUUAUAUCACAUAUAUCCCUGUAUGAUUCUCACAAGAUGCUUUAGUAGAGACAAUCCAUAAUUUAGAAUCAGUGGAUUCA
This is a messenger RNA of Capsicum annuum, 3247 nucleotides long. Its product is annotated as putative late blight resistance protein homolog R1B-17. Gene Ontology annotation, biological process: defense response to other organism. Gene Ontology annotation, molecular function: ADP binding. NCBI's taxonomy places the organism in Eukaryota, Viridiplantae, Streptophyta, Magnoliopsida, Solanales, Solanaceae. The record is from RefSeq and is a predicted model, not a curated record. Bases 274 to 2685 code for a protein of 803 amino acids. The transcript is spliced from 4 exons.